AUGAGGGGCUGCAGCAUUCCUGCCAUCAGUCCAGCCCUGAGUUUCAGCCAGAUAAUUGUCAAUGGGGAGCAUGCACGAUCAGGCUCCUGGCCCUGGCAAGUGACCAAGGAGAGAAAUGGCUUCCACUUCUGUGGUGGCUCUCUUAUUAGCCUAAACAGGGUGGUAACUGUUGCCCACUGUGAGGGUAGUCCUGGCAGCCACUCUUGUCCUGGACGGCAAUUCAGGCAUGCCCCACUCCAGCCACCUCAGCACCAGCUCUGGGUGCCUAUUCCCACCUUGGUCCUACAUUAUCCCUUUUCUGGCUCCCUAGGCAUUUCACACCCAAACUGGAAAUCCACCACUCUGAACAAUGAUGUGAAGUUCCUAAAACUGGCCUCACUAGCCCAGUAUACAACACACAUCUCACCUGUCUGCGAUGAGAAGCUCUGGGCCAAUCUUUUUUUUUUUUUUUUUUUCCUUUUUUAUAGGUACCGGGGAUUGAACUCACGACUGCCUGCUUGUAAGGCAGGCGCUUAUGCCGCUGAGCUAAAUCCCCAGCCCCUGGGCCAGUCUAUCUUUUCCUGGCCCACAGGCAAUGUGACACUGGCACGUCUGCAGCAGGUAGUUCUGUUCCUGACUGUGAAUCAGUGCCAACAGUAUUGGGGCUCAAGUAUCACUGACUCCAUGGUCUGUGCAGGUGCCUCAGGUGUUUCCUCGUGCCAGGGUGACUUUGGAGGCCCUCUUGUCUGCCAGAAAGGGAGCACAUGGGUGUUUAUUGGUAUUGUGUCCUGAGGCACCAGUAAUUGCAAUGUGUGAGCACCUGCUGUAUACACUCAUGUUAGCAAGUUCAACACUUGGAUCAACCAGGUCAUAGCCUCCAGCUGAACCUAUCACAGGCCUUCUCCCCCAUCUCAACUUAAUAAAGAUCCUAACCUCUA
Messenger RNA from Cavia porcellus (domestic guinea pig), 917 nucleotides. RefSeq names its product chymotrypsin like (gene Ctrl). Gene Ontology annotation, molecular function: serine-type endopeptidase activity. Lineage: Eukaryota; Metazoa; Chordata; Mammalia; Rodentia; Caviidae. The record is from RefSeq and is a predicted model, not a curated record. Gene Ontology annotation, biological process: proteolysis.